Molecule: messenger RNA, 1760 nt
Organism: Ochotona curzoniae (black-lipped pika)
Lineage: Eukaryota; Metazoa; Chordata; Mammalia; Lagomorpha; Ochotonidae
Gene: PLCXD2
Product: phosphatidylinositol specific phospholipase C X domain containing 2
Exons: 4
Coding region: 388-1413 (341 amino acids)
Biological process (GO): lipid metabolic process
Molecular function (GO): phosphoric diester hydrolase activity
Source: RefSeq, a predicted model, not a curated record
CGCAGACCCAGGGGCAUGUCUGUGUGCUGCGCGGGCACCUGUGGUGUGAGUAGCAGCGGGCGUGGCUGCUCCUCGGAAGUGCGGCUGCUGUAAGAUUUCUCUCAGGGGCCUGCCGUCUCCCGGUCGCAGAAGGCAAAACUAAGAAGUUUAACGGAGCUGGGACUGAGCCGAUUAAGAGAGGCUGGGCCAGGAAAGAGGGUGGGGACUGCGGGUGCCUGGGGUAGGUAGGGAAUCACCUCUCGGCCCCCACUCAUUUCUUAGCCAGAAAGGCACCGUGAAAAGCCUGGCGUGACAAAGGUGGCCCUGAAAUAUCGACAGAAUCCGGGCAGUGAUGAUCACUGAGUGAGUGGCCCGGGGCUGAGCCUGACCGAGUCGUUGACCAGAGGGAUGCUGGCAGUUAGGAAGGCUCGGAGGAAACUCAGGAUGGGGACUAUCUGCUCGCCCAACUCCAGCGGGACAAAGACAGCUGUGGAGGUCUGCAAUGCCGACUGGAUGGCCUCUCUCCCUGCUCAUCUCCACCAAGUCCCCCUUUCCCAUCUGGCGAUCCCAGGCUCCCAUGACUCCUUCAGCUACUGGGUCGAUGAAAAGUCCCCAGUGGGGCCUGACCAGACCCCAGCUAUCAAACGCCUGGCCAGGAUCUCGUUGGUGAAGAAGCUGAUGAAGAAAUGGUCCGUGACUCAGAACCUGACCUUCCGGGAGCAGCUGGAGGCCGGCAUCCGCUACUUCGACCUGCGCGUGUCUUCCAAGCCAGGCGAUGCUGAUCAGGAGAUAUACUUCAUCCACGGGCUUUUUGGCAUCAAGGUCUGGGACGGGCUGAUGGAGAUUGACUCGUUCCUUUCACAGCACCCUCAGGAGAUUGUCUUCCUGGAUUUCAACCACUUCUAUGCCAUGGAAGAAGCCCAUCACAAAUGCCUGGUUACCCGCAUUCAGGAGGCCUUUGGAAGCAAGUUGUGUCCAGCCUGCAACGUGGAGGGUAUGACGCUGCAGUCCUUGUGGCAGAAGAAGCACCAGGUCCUUAUUUUCUACCACUGUCCCUUCUACAAGCAAUACCCCUUCCUGUGGCCUGGAAAGAAGAUCCCGGCACCUUGGGCCAACACCACGAGUGUGCGCAAGCUCAUCCUCUUCUUAGAGACCACCCUGAGUGAGCGAGCCCCCCGCGGGGCCUUCCAUGUCUCCCAGGCCAUCCUCACACCCCGAGUGAAGACCAUCGCCAGGGGCCUGGUCGGAGGCCUCAAGAACACACUGGUUCACAGGAAUCUUCCUGCCAUCCUGGACUGGGUGAAAACGCAGAAGCCUGGAGCCACGGGGGUCAACAUCAUCACAUCUGACUUUGUGGACCUGGUGGACUUCGCCACGACCGUCAUCGAGCUCAAUGACCUCCUGGAGGAGGACAGGGCUUUGGCUAAAUGCUGAUGCGGGAUUGUUCAGUCAACUUGACGUGGAAGUUGUUGAUCAUGGGUAGAGUUCGAAAGGGUUUCCUGGUAGAAAGGGCCCUGGGCAGCGACAGAGAAGUAAGAGGAGGAGGGCUUUUUGUUUUCCUUCCUGAGAAGGCCAUUUGGAUGAAGCUACAUGGCUUUUCAUUGCUUUUUUUCCCCCAAAUGUGACUUUAACAAAAUUUAAGUCCAAGGGAAGAAAGCUUCUUUCAUGAGGUCAAGGUCAGAAUCUCCCCAGUGGCUUAUAGUGGUGAAUGGAAUAUGGAAAUAGGGUCCCCAAGUGCUGUUGGAGUAGGGAAGGUUCCCUAUUUGGCCCAGUUUCCCUAU